This is a messenger RNA of Cataglyphis hispanica, 554 nucleotides long. It is a transcript of the gene Eh, whose product is annotated as eclosion hormone. The transcript is spliced from 3 exons. Gene Ontology annotation, molecular function: ecdysis-triggering hormone activity. Bases 56 to 322 code for a protein of 88 amino acids. Gene Ontology annotation, biological process: ecdysis, chitin-based cuticle; neuropeptide signaling pathway. Lineage: Eukaryota; Metazoa; Arthropoda; Insecta; Hymenoptera; Formicidae. The record is from RefSeq and is a predicted model, not a curated record.
CAGUGUUUAACAAUUCCAACAGUUUCGCCUUCUCAAGUUGCCGUAUCGAUCAGUUAUGAAUUCGUCAAAUCGAAUCACAACAAUUGUAUUGUUUGCUGUUGUUUUCGCCAUUUUUUGCUUCACGACAUCUGUGGCUGAUACUGAACGAAAUAUCGGUGUGUGCAUUCGGAACUGUGCGCAAUGCAAAAAGAUGUUUGGCUCAUUUUUUAUCGGUCAGAAAUGCGCUGAUUUUUGUGUCCGUUACAAAGGAAAGCUUGUUCCGGACUGCGAGGAUGAGUUUUCGAUUCGUCCUUUCCUUCAGGUUCCUGAGAACGAUUAUUAAUCCUCAGAAUCAAUCAAAGUUCUUCGACUUUCUCAUCUUUGCGUUAUAAUAUUAAGCUACGCAAUUACGCGGCGCAGAAAAAUGGAAAUUUCAAUGAAAUAAUUUUUGCUAUGCGUUACAACUCAUUAACCAAUAAUAUAUCUGCAAAUGUUCAUUAUUAUUUCGCGAAAAGUAUAUCUUUUUAAAGCAUUAUUGUAAUUAUAAUUUAAAAAUCUGAAGAGAUUCUGAGAAA